GCCACUUGUGCAUGCGAUUGCGAACUUCUGUCGGCGGUUUUCGUGGAAGAGCGUUUUUGUUUACUUUUUCGCCGCUCUUCGUGUUUGGAACCUUCUCAGCACCUCCUCCUAGUUUGUCUUAGUGCCUAUGUCUGAGUAAUAUUUGCAUUUAAUACAUCAGCUACCAUUAAAAGACUGACUGUUGUGGAGCUUAAAAAUUUUCAAGAGGUUUGGAAAAAGUUUUGCUUGAAAGCACGUGUGAAUUUUGAAAAUUUCUGUUACCAAUGAAUGACCCUUGAUCUUGCACUUUGAUCUAACCACGUGAGACAACAGACUUAUCCGGAGCUAACAGAACAUAUUAUCAAUCCCACGCUACUGCCCCUGUCCAGCAAAGGAGUAUGCUGAGCCCAGAUCUCACACCAGACUUACAGUUUGUAGGUUCUGAUGUACCCUUUUACGAUAACGAUGUUUGUAAAAAGGAAAUGCAGUACAUUGAUCUACAACCACCAAUCCUCAGCCAGACGUCCAAUCAGUACAGUAACUCCGCCAUAAUGGAAUAUAUGUUCCCUAAUGGCACAAAUGAAGAUUUACAAUGGGAAACUACACGCCCCUGGCAGUAUAAGCAUCCUAACCAGUGGACAGAAGCGGAAGUCUUAGAAUGGCUCAUCAACUGGUCCAGACAAACUGGCAUUGAUCUUCUCGAACUCAACUGCAUGACAGAACUGAAUCGCAUGAACGGACAAACCCUUUGCGAACUGUCUCAGUCCGACUUUUAUACAUUAGACCACCAAUACGGACCCCUACUUUAUCAAAGCCUACAGAACGAAAUAGCGAAUCAUCACUAUCAGUUAAGUCCAACAUCAUUGGACGUUACUUCAUCAAUAAGGUCUGACAAUCCUUUACCUGCCUUCCAUACGUGGUCGAAUGACACGUAUUCACAACUUCUGAGUGUUGUUGGAUCAGACAUACAGGGUAACAGCCCAUCAUCAAGUCAUGAUUCUGACCGAGAAGAUAGAGAAAGUACAAGCAGUAGUAUGAGCACCGCAAAUGAAAAAUCUGCAGUCAACACUCCAGCAUUCAUAAUGUCAUCAUUAUGCUCAGAUAUUGACGGGAAGAAGCCAGGAAGAAGAGGUAGGCCACCUAAAUCGGAAGCCAGAUCUUCCAGAAGUCGACAAGGUAAAGGAAACGGAAAAUUGUGGGAGUUCAUCCGUGACCUGCUUUUGGACCCUGUGACAAAUCCGAGCCUGAUUCGCUGGGAAAGACCCGAGGACGGGAUCUUCAAGUUCGUGCAGUCGGACCGCGUAGCGAAAAUGUGGGGGGACAGGAAGCAAAAUCCCAGGAUGACAUACGAAAAACUCAGCAGAGCCAUGAGAACUUAUUAUAGCAGUGGAAUUCUGUCGCCGGUUCCAAAAACAGAAGGCCUACCCAAAAAACUGAUCUACAAAUUCGGCCCCAAAGCAAGCGGGUGGCUCAGAAAACGUGCAUGAACUUCAUGCAACCUUAUCAUUCUGGAGAGCUUUAUUUUGAUAUUACUAUAAGAGCCAAGUGCUUUUGCCCGUCUUUGGCAGGAGGUUGGUUUACAAGUUUGGCCCCAACGCAACUGGUUGGAGGCAUGGUCCAGGCUGCCACUGAGCGACUUCUGGUGUACAGUCAUUUAACUUUCAACACCCCACAUCUGUCGUGCACAUCCCUAGAUUGGAACUGCAGAAGUUGCUCAUUUCAUACUUUUUAAGUACAUAAAAAUCUAUCUCCAUUCACAUUAAUAUGUAUCAAAAAAUGAUUGAAACUUCCACCAAUUGAGGAAAUGUCCGUACAAGAGGAUCGGUAAAACUGGAAGAUUUCGAUUUCAGAUAUUAUCUCCAAGAACAAUGAUCUCCGCUUGAUCCUUGUUUAGAAAGCGUUGUCCACAAAUAUAUUUUCCGUUAUUUUGUAUUGUUUUUAACAACUGAGAAAGAUUAUUUUUGUUUUUGCUUUGCGAAUUUUUAUUGAUGUAUGUGUUGCAGUUGGUGUUAUACGUUUUCAUAUAACUUUUUCAAUCACUUUGUGUGCAAAGUAUGUGUUACUAUUAUUGUAAUUUCAAUUUUAUGUGAUUUUUUUAGACAAUUUCUGAAAUAUUUUGUAUUUUUAAAUACAUAAAAACUGAUUAGAACAUAUAGUUUUUCUCUUUGUAGAAAUUAAUUGUAGAAAAAUAAUUGCAAUUCAACAUCUAAAAUUUAUUAUAAUUGAAUAAUGAAAUUUGUUUAGUAAAAUGUAAUAUUAGUGCAUUGGUUUUUUUUUAAGAAUUCUCAUUUAAAAAUAAAAAUAAAUAUUAUAUUUCAGAUUGUCUAGUUUAAUUUAAAAGUAUUUAAUCAUUAUUAUUGUUUUCUUUAACAAAUUUGUGUGACUGUCCCAAACUUUUCAUUGUUAAGACUAUAUAUAUUAUAUAUAUAUGUUUCAUUUGCAAAAACUCAAUUAGUAACUCCGGACAUGCUUCUAACAAUGAAUGUAAAAAUCUGACAAUCAAGUCAUGAUAAAAAAAAUAUAUGUUUUCAUUUAAAUGUUUGUGUUUUAUGUCCUGUAAGUGUUGUACCUUUAGAUUAUUUUGUAAAAAGUUACAUUAUAUGUAAUAAUUGAUAUAUAAGUAUAUAUUCUUUAAAGGUAUUAUGAGCAAAGAUUAUAUGAUAUCAGCUGCUGUAAAAUAGCAGGGUUACAUAGCUUCAUUCAUAAAGAUUUUAUUUUCUGUGGACCAGUUAAUUCAUGUAAAUAUAUAUUUUAAAGAGUUUUAUAUGAAAUAAAUUUUAACUUAGAGUUUAAUAUUUAAAAGCUUUUAUAUAAAAUCAUAUAUAUAUAUGUAUAUGAAUAUUUUUAUGGCCAAAAAAUAGCCAUUUCUAGAAAGGUGAUUGAAUAAUGAAUCAAAAUAUUUUGUGAUACUAAUUAUAAAUUUUAGUUAUAUUGUAUAGUAUUUACAUUUUGCAAAUUAAUAAAAUUAAAUAUUUUAUGAAACUUUAAAUAUAUUUACUUGAGGCCAUUAUAGAAGCUGUAAUAAAAACGAUUUGUGAUAAUUAAUUUGAAAUUAUGUUGAUUGUAUAUCAGAUAAUAAUAUAUUCUAAUUUCAAAAUAUAAUAACCAUAUUACUUUAAAAUUCUGACAUAUUAAAAAGAAAUCUUUGAAUCAUUUCGCAUACAAAUAUCUGAUCAGAAAUGAAAUAAAGUUUAUGUGGUUCAUUAUUUUCAGUAGAUUUUUUUUGUUUUAUAAACCAUGUAUGUUGUGAGUCUCGAAAACAUUAUUAAACAUUAAUGCCCUUUUUUUGUUUCCUCACGAAUAUCUUUCAUCAAAAAUUUUUUUUAAGUUUGCUAAUUCUGCAUCAUUUUUUUUCUUAUUUAGUUAUACUAUUUCAAAAAUAAUUUCUGGUGAAAUUUUUAUUUCUUUGUUAAUGUGCAAUAAAAUAUCUCUUCAAAGUAUUAUAUCAUUUCUUGUUAAUAAUGUUAUCAAUUUUGAUCUAUUUUAUUUUAUGUUUUUCCUCAUAUAUUGACUUGAAAUGAAGAUAAAAUCUUCAUUUUCGAAAAGAAGAAAAUUUCCAUAAUUUUUUCUCUCAUUAAUUUUUGUAUGGACUAGAACAGCCUUUUUUCCCUAAAUGGAAAUUUUUAAACCUAUUUUUUUAAUUUUAUUUCCUUCUUCCAAAUUUGGCUUUCAUGCGUUCUUAUUCCAUUUCUGUGGCAUUGUUAAAGAAAUUAUAUCAUUUUCCUCUUAUUAUUUUGAUCAUUUAUUUUCAGAUGCAAAACAUACUCUUUUUCAAGUGAAUUAAACUGUGUAUAUAAAUUUCAAAAUGCAUAUGUAUUAUUUUCGUAGAUAUAUUUAUAGUAUAAACAUAUCAAAAUGUUCAAUCAAAAGUUUUUAUUAAAAAGUUUUAUAUUAUGUGUUGAUUCUUUUUAGUUUAUUAUAUCGAUGAGUUAUGCAUUUUUAGUCCAUGGGUAGGCGUUAUGUCAUAUUGCUAAACACUGCUCUGUGACUUAAAUUAGAAAUAUUUAAAAUCUUUUUAUUUUAAAAAAUAUCCAGAAUACGUAUCAAUUAUGUAUCUUAAAAGAUAAGAACAAUUUUUUUUAAUUUAAAAUUUGUAAAAUCUUGUAAAUUUAAUUUACUAAAUAAAAUCUUGUAAAUAUGAAAUCUAAUUGUUCUUCCAAGGCAAAUAUUAUGUCAUUGAGCAUUAAUAUUAAAUAAAUUAUUUGAAUAAUUAUUUUUUUCAAAAGGGAAAUAUUUCUUAAAUUUGAAAUAUAUC
Messenger RNA from Argiope bruennichi, 4234 nucleotides. RefSeq names its product ETS homologous factor-like. The coding region runs from base 378 to 1466 and encodes 362 amino acids. NCBI's taxonomy places the organism in Eukaryota, Metazoa, Arthropoda, Arachnida, Araneae, Araneidae. The record is from RefSeq and is a predicted model, not a curated record. Gene Ontology annotation, cellular component: nucleus. The transcript has 10 exons. Gene Ontology annotation, biological process: cell differentiation; regulation of transcription by RNA polymerase II. Gene Ontology annotation, molecular function: DNA-binding transcription factor activity, RNA polymerase II-specific; sequence-specific DNA binding.